This is a messenger RNA of Anisakis simplex (herring worm), 1086 nucleotides long. The record is from the annotation of a GenBank genome assembly. Lineage: Eukaryota; Metazoa; Nematoda; Chromadorea; Rhabditida; Anisakidae.
AUGUCGUACUCAUGUUCGCAUGAUCUAUCAAUUGAAGAAAUACGACGUUACAGUCGACAAAUUUUGGUUGAGGAAAUAGGCGUAGUUGGUCAGCAAAAUCUUCGUGAUUCGUCAUUAUUGAUUGUUGGUGCAGGUGGUUUGGGAUGUCCAGUUGGUUUGUAUACUGCAGCAGCAGGCAGGUUACUUUUUGAACUGCUUAUAGGAAUUGGUCGUAUUGGUAUAGUGGACAAGGAUACGGUAUCUGAAGAUAACUUGCACCGUCAGAUUGCUCAUUGUGAAUCGAAAAUUAACACCCCGAAAGUUUAUUCAUUACGCGACACUUUAUUGAAGUCAUUCUUUUCUCUUCACUUUUACGUAAAUGAGUGUUUAAGGUUGAAUUCCAACGUAAGGAUUGAUGUUUAUAAUGUAAAUGUAACUAGCGAAAAUGUAUUGGAUAUCUUCAAGGAGUACGAUAUUAUAGCAGAUUGCACCGACAACGCACCAACACGGUAUCUGAUAAACGAUGCUUGUGUGAUGUUGAAUAAGCCAUUGGUAUGGGGCAGUGCACUUCGAUGGGAAGGUCAACUCACUGUUUAUAAUUACUCGAAGGAAUGUCCGUGCUACAGAUGUAUCUUCCCAAAACCGCCUCCUCGUGAAGCAUCGACGAAUUGUUCAGAAAGUGGAGUGAUCGGGCCAGUUGUUGGUGUUAUUGGUAAUAUGCAAGCUUUGGAAACGAUCAAGAUAGCUGCUCAAUUAAAACCAUCAUUCAGUGGUCGUUUAUUUAUAUUCGAUGGGUUGAGAGGUGACACUCGAAGUAUUAAACUGCGUCCACGAAGAGACGAUUGCGAUGUUUGUGGCAAAUCACCUUCGGUUACGCAGCUGAUUGACUACACUCGUUUUUGUGGAGGGUUGACUUGUGAUGAUAAGGUUUCAGUUUUUAAUUUGAUUUUAUGCGUAAUUUGUCGUCGUGGUAACGACUCGCAGUUGGCAGUUCAACGGUUACGUGAUAUAUUCAAGGAUGUUUGUUCGAGCGAUCAAAUUGUUGAUGUGAAAGGUGGUUAUCAAGAGUAUUCUCAACUCAUUGAUCAAGCAUUUCCAGUCUAUUGA